AUGUCAAAAGACAAAUUAGAUGACUGGCUGAAAGAAUUAAGAGAAAGCUUCCAUGACAAGUUUGGUUCCGACAAGGAGAUUCAGGUUUGGGCAGAUUCCGUUGUUCAAUCUAUUUGGCGACCUGUUGCUAUCGGACUAGCUGUUGGUAUACCAGCAAUGUAUAUUAUCUCCAAGUAUAUUGUUGGUAAAAGAUUUAAGACUGCUGCGCAUAUCCCUCCCGAAGUGUUUGAGAAAUCCCAAAGAAUUCAUGGUAAAGUCGUGGCGGUAGGCGACAGUGAUAACUUUAGAUUGUACCAUACUCCAGGUUUCGGUUGGGGAUGGAUCAGAAAUAUACCCAAGACCAGAAAGGAACUGCAAAAUCAAACUAUAUCAGUUCGUAUAGCUGGUGUCGAUGCACCCGAAGGGGCUCAUUUUGGUAUGCCUUCCCAACCUUAUUCCAAGGAGGCAAAGACAUUUUUAACAAAUUUGGUGCUAAAUAAGAGAGUCGAGGUUGAACUUCUGAGUAGAGAUCAGUAUAGCCGAGUGGUGGGUAUGGCGUAUGUUAGAAAGCCACCAUUUUUCUUUAAAAAGAACGUGUCAGCAGAAAUGCUUAAAUCAGGUUUGGCAAGCAUAUAUGUUGCUAAAGGUGCUCAGUAUUCUGGUCAACUUAAACACUUUGAGAAAUAUGAAGCAAAAGCAAAGUAA
Molecule: messenger RNA, 684 nt
Organism: Mucor mucedo
Lineage: Eukaryota; Fungi; Mucoromycota; Mucoromycetes; Mucorales; Mucoraceae
Exons: 2
Coding region: 1-684 (227 amino acids)
Cellular component (GO): cytoplasm; mitochondrion
Source: RefSeq, a predicted model, not a curated record